CCGAUAUAUUACUUAAACUAAUCUCUAUAAUUAAAAUCGAAACAUCGUGCGCCUCCAAUUUCAAACCCACGCUUUAAAUCCUUUCGUUGAAAAAGCUCCGUCGAAAACUUAUAUCGUUUUCUGUUUGGUUGGAAAGAAAACAAGAAAGAAAAACGAAAAAAAAAAGAAAGAGCUGAAAGGAAAUGGAAAACAGCAACGGUAUCAUAUCGCGUGAGAAGCUGGAUCAGGUGGCGAAUUGGGUGAGUGCCACGGUGUCUUCCGCUUUCUUCUCUUCCUUGGAACGUUGUUCCUGUGUCAACCUCACCACCACCGACCCUGACGACGACGACGACGAGGAGGCCAAUGAUCGUCCUCUCACCUCCACCACCACCACCACCACCACAACCACAACCACCACCACCGAUCACGCUCCCCCUCAUGACGUCGUCAAGCUUCCCGUUUGAGUAAAUCUCUAACCUGUUUCCGGUAUUUUUUUUAACGGUUUUACACUUUCAAUUCCGUCGCAUUGUAAAGAGCCUGUAGUUAUUUUGAUUAUGUUAUGCAAAAACUAGGGUUUAUGGAAACAGCUUAUUAUGUUUUUUUUUUUUUUUUUAUUCGGUGGGAAUUUGUUUUGUUUGUAAAGUCGGGGAUUAUCAACAAGUUAGUGUGUUGGUGAAGAUUAUUAUAUUAGCUAUAUUUUGAAAUAAGUUGUUUCUUUAGUUGAUUAAUUUCUUUA
This is a messenger RNA of Ziziphus jujuba (common jujube), 715 nucleotides long. RefSeq lists its product as uncharacterized. Bases 183 to 443 code for a protein of 86 amino acids. The transcript has a single exon. NCBI's taxonomy places the organism in Eukaryota, Viridiplantae, Streptophyta, Magnoliopsida, Rosales, Rhamnaceae. The record is from RefSeq and is a predicted model, not a curated record.